Anthonomus grandis grandis is the source of this 2209-nucleotide messenger RNA. It is a transcript of the gene Cdc23, whose product is annotated as cell division cycle protein 23 homolog. Gene Ontology annotation, cellular component: anaphase-promoting complex. Gene Ontology annotation, biological process: cell division. Gene Ontology annotation, molecular function: protein binding. The transcript is spliced from 7 exons. NCBI's taxonomy places the organism in Eukaryota, Metazoa, Arthropoda, Insecta, Coleoptera, Curculionidae. Bases 106 to 1830 code for a protein of 574 amino acids. The record is from RefSeq and is a predicted model, not a curated record.
CUGUUUUGUUGUUGUUAUGACUUAUGACAUCCUAUAAUACUUUUCAAAUUUCAAGGUAUUUACCGGUUUCAGUAGUUUUCUUUUUCCUUUUUUCCGAUUGAAACCAUGAACGAUAUGGAAAUUGAGUUAGAUUUUAGGACAAUAAAGAUUGAUCUUCUGAAAGGGAUCUACAAUUGCUCGGAAAGAGGUCUUACACAGAGCCUGAAAUGGCUUACAGAACUGAAUUUUGCUGUAGAUCAGGUGGAAUUGAUGCCAGAAGAUAUUCCAGAUCUUCGUGAUGACUGCGGGGAUGAACAUGCCAGAUUUCUAAUGGCAAAAUCCUAUUUCAACUUAAAAGAGUAUGACAGAUGUGCUUAUUUUCUAAAAGACUGCGUAACACCAAAACCUCGUUUCCUAUACUUUUUUGCUAAAUAUUAUGCAAUAGAGAAGAAAAAAUUGGACAGUAUGACUGAUACAAACUGUCCUCCUGAUCCUUCAAAUAAUGAGUCCCUAAAAACCUUGUAUUCAGAGUUGAAAAAUGAUUUUUAUGAAAAUAAAUUGGAUGGUUACUGUUUAUAUCUUUAUGGAGUAGUCCUUAAAAAGUUAGAUUUAAAGUCUUUGGCGGUGGAUGCAUUAAUAAAAGCAGUACAAGAUGAGCCAAUGCUUUGGAGUGCAUGGUUUGAGCUAGGAAAAUUAACAUGCAUAAAAAAAACUGACACUACAGCAAUUUCAAACAAGCUUCCCGAUCAUUGGAUGAAAUACUUUUUUUGGGCACAUGCCUAUUUGGAGCAGCUGAAUAAUGAUGGGGCUUUGAGGAUAUAUGAAAGGUUUUGUGAUCUUGGACUGCAGAACAGUACCUAUAUCAUGUCACAAAUUGCAUUAGGACACCAUAAUAAUAGAGAACUGGAUGAUGCCAUAGAAAUGUUCACAAAAAUCCUAGUAGUGGACCCAUACAGGUUAGACAACCUGGACACAUAUUCAAAUCUUUUAUACGUCCUAGAGCGAAAAACCGAACUGGCCAACUUAGCCCACAAAGCAGUCGACAUUGAUAAGUACAGAGUAGAAACUUGUUGCGUUAUAGGUAACUACUAUAGUUUGAGAUCAGAUCAUGCAAAGGCUGUCCUGUACUUUAAACGCGCUUUAAAGCUAAAUCCUCAGUUUUUGUCAGCGUGGACCCUGAUGGGUCAUGAGUACAUGGAAAUGAAAAACACUAAUGCAGCUAUUGAGAGUUAUCGACGUGCCAUAGAGAUAAAUGAAAGGGAUUAUAGAGCUUGGUACGGUUUAGGACAGACCUACGAAAUUUUAAAAAUGCCCUCCUACUGUUUGUAUUACUACAAACGUGCUCAGGAACUGAAGCCCAACGACAGCAGGAUGUUGAUCGCGAUGGGUGAAACCUACGAGAAACUUAACAAACCAGAAAACGCGUUAAAAUGUUAUUACAAGGCGUAUAAAGUGGGCGAUGUCGAAGGAUUGGUACUAGUUAAAUUAGCAAAACUUUAUGAUAAACUAGACGAUAAGGAAAAUGCCGCCGCUGUUUUACUUGAAUUUUGUCUAAACGAAAUCGAUAAGGGAGACAAUUUGUCUGAAGAGAGGACCGAAUAUUAUAAUUCCUUGCUCUAUUUGGCCAAUUAUUUCUUUGGAAAGGGCGAUUUUAAUGAGGCCUAUACGUAUUCUUAUAAAUGUAUGGAAUCUGAGGAGACAAAAGAGCAAGCAAAAGCCCUCCUAAAAGCCAUAGCGGCCAAAAGGGCGGAACAAGGUCAAGAGAUGGAGGGUCACGACGCCACUUUCGACCCUGAGAUGACCAAUAACCAAUCAAAUAAUGAUGCAAGCGACAUGGAUUUGACCACUUAAUAUUGUCCAUUAUGGGCCUUACAUAUCCAUACUCAUUUUUACACCAGUCUUUUCUUCUACCGCAUUCCACCAGUUACUACCCAACACGAAUAUCAUCCAAAAAAUAAAAAUCACCAAAGUAAGUCCCAUUACGAUUUUUAGUGGUUGCGAUUCGUGGCUUCUAAGAUGUUCCAGUUGUUCGGUAUGUUUUUUCAGUAAUUUUUGUACUUCUUUAAGUUCUACCAGGAGGGCUUUGUUUUUCAGGUUUUCGGGAUGUUCUUCCAAUUUUUUUUCCAGCUCUUUUACUUGUUCUUCGAUUUCUCGACAUCGGUCCUCGGCAUAAGAAAUCUACGAAAAAGAUGUACGAUGUAAAAUUUUAUUAAUUAGUAGUACUAAAUAA